Molecule: messenger RNA, 8193 nt
Organism: Lynx canadensis (Canada lynx)
Lineage: Eukaryota; Metazoa; Chordata; Mammalia; Carnivora; Felidae
Gene: ROS1
Product: ROS proto-oncogene 1, receptor tyrosine kinase
Exons: 44
Coding region: 288-7319 (2343 amino acids)
Biological process (GO): multicellular organism development; protein phosphorylation; regulation of TOR signaling
Cellular component (GO): membrane; signaling receptor complex
Molecular function (GO): ATP binding; protein binding; transmembrane receptor protein tyrosine kinase activity
Source: RefSeq, a predicted model, not a curated record
CACUUCUAAGCUCUAACCUUUAGACAGCAGGUGAUCUUUAUGAGAGUAAAAGGAAACGAAAUUAUGAAAUAGCUGCUCUGUGAAUGUUACAAGCUGUCUACGAUUCAAAGGUCUAAAGCAAAAGACGUAAAUAUUAUUUUAUAAGGCAAAGAUAUUCUAACAUGUCAAAAAAAAAAAAAACAAACCCCAAACUCCACCAGCCACCCUUUCAACUGAAACUUAAAGAACUGAUGUAGUGAAAUGGAGAAAAUGAGAACAGUCGCCUGAAAGUCGCCAUUGGUGAAGUGAUGAAGAACAUUUCCUGGCUUGGUGCGAAACUUGUCAGUUUUGUGAGUCUUGGCUGCAUAUGGAUUUCUGUGGUACAGUGUACAGUUUUAAACAGCUGCCUAAAGUCAUGUGUGACUAACCUGGGCAGGCAGCUUGACAUUGGCAUGCCAUAUAACCUGAGUGAACCGUGCAUCCAAGGAUGUCAUUUUUGGAACUCUGUAGAUCAGGAAAACUGUCCUUUAAAGUGUAACGACACAUAUACCACUGUUUGUGAGCGAGAAUCAUGUGAGGUUGGCUGCAGCGGUGCUGAAGGUGCAUACGAAGAGGAAGUGCUGGAAAAUGCAGACCUCCCCACAGCACCCUUUGCUUCUUCCAUCGGAAGCCAUAGUGUGACGUUACGAUGGAAAUCUGCCAACAUCUCUGGAGUCAAAUACAUCAUUCAGUGGAAAUAUGCACAACUUCCUGGAAGCUGGACUUAUACUGAGGCUGUGUCCAAGCUCUCAUACACGGUAGAAUCCCUGCAUCCCUUCACUGAGUAUAUUUUCCGAGUGGUCUGGAUCCUCACAGCCCAGCUACAGCUGUCUUCUCUGCCAAGUCCCAGUUACAGGACUCAUCCUUAUGGAGUUCCGGAAACUGCUCCUUCCAUCAGAAAUAUCGAGAGCUCAAGUCCUGACACCGUGGAAGUCAGUUGGGCUCCACCACAAUUCCCAGGAGGACCUAUUUUGGGUUACAACUUAAGGCUGAUCAGCAAAAAUCAACAAUUAGAUUCAGGGACACAGAGAACCAGUUUCCAGUUUUACUCCACUCUACCAAACACCACCUACAGGUUUUCCAUUGCAGCAGUAAAUGAAGUUGGUGAGGGGCCAGAAGCAGAAUCUAGUAUUACCACUCCAUCCUCAGCAGUUCAAGAAGAGGAACAGUGGCUCUUUUUAUCCAGAAAAUCUUCUCUAAGAAAGAGAUCUUUAAAACAUCUGGUAGAUGAAGCACAUUGCCUUCAUUCAGAUGCUAUAUACAGUAAUAUUACAGGAAUAACGAUUAAUGUCCACCAGCAAGUUGUGUAUUUCUCUGAAGGAACUCUCAUAUGGGUGAAAGAGGUUGCCAACAUGUCUGAUGUGUCUGACCUGAGAAUUUUUUACAGAGGCUCAGGAUUAAUUUCUUCCAUCUCCGUAGACUGGCUUUAUCAGAGGAUGUAUUUCAUCAUGGAUGAACGGGUAUACACCUGUGAUUUAGAGAACUGCUCAAACACUGAGGAAAUUACUCCUCCAUCAAUUACCACACCUCAAAAAAUUGUGGCUGAUUCGUACAAUGGGUACGCGUUUUAUCUCCUGAAAGACGGCAUUUAUAGAGUAGAUCUCCCUGUGCCAUCUGGUCGGGACUCAGAAGCCCUGCGUAUUGUGGAGAGUUGCACGUUAAAGGACUUUGCAGUGAAGCCACAGUCCAAACGAAUCAUUUAUUUCAAUGACACCGCUCGUGUCUUCAUGUCAACGUUUCUGGACGGCUCUGCUUCCCAUCCUGUCCUAGCUCAUGUCUCCUUUGCCGAUGUGAAGAGCUUUGCUUGUGAAAACAAUGACUUCCUUGUCACAGACGGCAAGGCUGUUUUCCAACAAGACUCUUUGUCUUUCAAUGAGUUCAUCGUGGGAUGCGACCUGAGUCACAUAGAAGAGUUUGGAUUUGGGAACUUGGUCAUCUUUGGCUCCUACGCCCAGCCGCACCCCAUGCCGGGCCGCCCCCAGCGGCUCUCCGUGCUCUUUGGCUCCCACCAGGCCCUGGUUCAGUGGAAACCCCCUGCCCUCGCCAUAGGAGCCAGCCCCUCCGCCUGGCAGAACUGGAAUUAUGAGGUGAAAGUAUCAACCGAGGACUUUCCUGAAAUCACUCGGAUUUUCUCUAACAUAAGUGGGACCGUGCUUAACGUGCCUGAGCUGCAGAGUGCUGCAAGAUACAAGGUUUCUGUGAGAGCCGGUUCUCCCAAGGGGCCAGGCCCUUGGUCAGAGCCCUUAGUGGGCACCACUCUGGUGCCAGCUUCAGAACCACCGUUUAUCAUGGCCGUGAAAGAAGAUGGGCUUUGGAGUAAGCCAUUAAAUAGCUUUGGCCCAGGAGAGUUCCUGUCCUCUGAUAUAGGAAAUGUGUCAGACAUGGACUGGUAUAACAACAGCCUCUACUACAGCGACACGAAAGGUGAUGUUCAUGUGUGGCUGCUGAAUGGGACGGAUAUCUCAGAGAAUUAUCGCAUACCCAACAUUGCAGGAGCAGGGGCUUUAGCUUUUGAUUGGCUGGGUCAAUUUCUCUACUGGGCUGGAAGGACGUAUGUGAUACAAAGGCAGUCUCUGUUGACAGGGCACACGGACAUUGUGACCCAUGUGAAGUUGCUGGUGAACGACAUGGCGGUGGAUUCGGUCGGAGGAUAUCUCUAUUGGACCACACUACACUCAGUUGAAAGCACCAGGCUAAACGGAGAAAGUUCCCUUGUAAUACAGGCACAGCCUUGGUUUUCUGGGAAAAAGGUAGUUGCUCUAACUUUAGACCUUAGUGAUGGACUCCUGUAUUGGUUGGUUCAAGACAGUCAAUGCAUUCACCUGUACACAGCUGUUCUUCGAGGGCGGAGCAGUGCUGGAGAUACCAACAUCACGGAGUUUGCAGCCUGGAGUACUUCUGAAAUUUCCCAGAAUACACUGAUGUACUAUAGUGGUCGGCUCUUCUGGAUCAAUGGCUUUAGGAUUAUCACAGCUCAGGAAAUAAGUCAGAGAACCAGUGUCUCUGUUUUGGAACCAGCCAAAUUUAAUCAGUUCACAAUCAUUCAGACAUCCCUCAAGCCUCUGCCAGGGAACUUUUCUGUUACCCCCAAGGUUAUCCCAGAUUCUGUUCAAGAAUCUUCCUUUAGGAUUGAAGGAAAUGCUUCAAGUUUUCAAAUCCUGUGGAAUGCUCCCCCAGCAGUGGAUUGGGGUAUAAUUUUCUACAGUGUGGAUUUCAGUUCUCAUUCUAAGUUCCUGGCUAGUGAGCAGCAGCUUUCGCCUGUAUUUACUGUGGAAGGGCUGGAGCCCUAUGCCUUAUUUAAUCUCUCUGUCACUCCUUAUACGUACUGGGGAAAGGGCCCCCAAACAUCUCUGUCACUUCGAGCACCUGAAACAGUUCCGUCGGCACCCCAGAAUCCCAGGAUAUUUAUAUUACCAAGUGGGAAAUACCAUAACCAGAACAAAGUUGUGGUGGAAUUUAGAUGGAAUAAGCCUAAGCAUGAAAACGGUGUGUUAACGAGAUUUGAAAUGUUCUAUCAAAUAUCCAACCAGAGAGACACAAAUAAAACAUUUGAAGACUGGAUGGCUGUCAAUGCAACCCCCUCAGAGAUGUCUUUUCAGCUUGAAGGCAUGAGUCCCGGGUACACUGUUGCCUUCCAGGUUCGAGCCUUCACAUCCAAAGGACCUGGACCAUUUUCUGACACAGUAAAGUCCAGAACCUCAGAAAUCAACCCAUUUCCAUAUCUCAUGACUCUUUUUGACAGCAAGAUCGUUUUAUUAGAUAUGGAUCAAAAUCACGUUGUAUGGACAUUUUCAGCAGAAGGAGACAUCAGUACCAUGGGCUACACAGCUGAUAAUGGAAUGGGAUAUUAUGCUCAAGGAGACUCACUCUGCCUUCUGAACAUGCACAACAGAUCCAGCUCUGAGAUUUUCCGAGAUGCACUGGUCUUUGAUAUCACAAUUAUUACAAUUGACUGGAUUUCAAGGCAUCUCUACUUUGUGCUAGAAGAAUCACAAAAUGGCAUGCAAAUAUUUGAUGUUGAUCUUGAACACAAGGUGAAGUACCCCAGAAAGCUGGACAUUUGCAAUAGAAAUUCAACAAUAAUCUCUUUUUCUGUAUAUCCUUUUUUAAGUCGCCUGUAUUGGACAGAAGUUUCCGAUUUGGGCCCUCAGAUGUUCUACUACAGUAUUAUCAACCAGACCUUGAGUCACAUUCUUCCACCCACAGCCACAAACCAUUCAAAUGGAAGGAAACAGUGUUUUUGCAGCAUUACUCAAUUCGAGUUUAGUGGAGCAAUGACUAUUGACACCUCUGAUCUAGAGAGACCACAGAUAUAUUUUGUGAAAGGGCAAGAGAUCUGGGCCAUGGAUCUGGAAGGAUGUCGGUGUUGGCGAGUUAUCAUGGUGCCUACUCUGCUUGGAGAAAUGCUUGAAAGUUUAACUGUGGAUGGGGAAUUUCUCUACUGGAUCUCCUCAGCAAAGGACAGCACACAGAUUUAUCAAGCAAAGAAAAACAAUGGGGCCAUCCUCUCCCGGGUGAAGGCCCAAGGGAGUAAGCAUAUCUUGGCUUACAGUUCAGUUCUGCAGCCUUUUCCAGAUAAAGCAUUACUGUGUCUAGCUUCAGAUGUCGCAGAGCCAACUAUACUUAACACCACUAACAGCAGCCUCACAAUCCGAUUACCACCCACCAGGGCAAAUCUCACGUGGCACAGCAUCACUUGCCCUACUCCAACAUACCUGGUUUAUUACCAAGAAGUUAAUGGCGGGAAAAAUAGCUCUGGGCUGAAAUAUAAAAUGCUGGAAUUUCAGGAGAGGAUAGCCUUUAUUGAAGGUUUACAACCAUUUUCAACAUAUGUGAUACAGACAGCUGUAAAGAAUUAUUAUUCAGAUGCUGUGGAACAGUUACCUCUGGGAAAGGAGAUUUGGGGAAAAACUAAAAGUGGAGUGCCAGAAGCAGUUAGGCUCAUUAACACAACUGUGCAGUCAGACACCCGCCUACUUGUAUCCUGGGAAGAAUCUCACAAGCCAAAUGGACCUAUGGAGUCAGUUCGCUAUCAGCUGGAAAUCUCACAUCUGGCCCUAAUUCCAGAGACUCCUCUAAGACAAAGUGAAUAUCCAAAUGGAAAACUCUCUCUCCUUGUUACUAGACUAUCUGGUGGAAAACCAUAUGUGUUAAAGGUUCUGGCCUGCCAUGCUGAGGAAAUGUGGUGUGCCGAGAGUCAUCCUGUCACUGUCAAAAUGUUUGACACACCAGAGAAACCCUGUGCCUUGGUUCCAGAGAACACUAGUUUGCAAUUAGAAUGGAAGGCUCCAUCUAAUGUUAACCUCAUCAGAUUUUGGUUUGAACUCCAGAAGUGGAAGUAUAAUGAGUUUUACCGUGUGAACACUUCAUGCAUCCAAGGCCCUACUUAUGUCUGUAGCAUCACAGAUCUACAGCCUUAUAUGUCCUAUAACAUCCGCGUAGUGGUGGUUUAUAGGACGGGAGAAAAUAGCACCUCACUCCCAGAAAGCUUUAAGACAAAAGCUGGAGUCCCAAGUAAACCAGGCAUUCCAAAAUUAUUAGAAGGGAGUAAAGAUUCAAUACAGUGGGAAAAAGCUGAAGAUAAUGGAAGCCGGCUUAUGUACUAUGUCCUUGAGGUCAGAAAGGGUACUUCAAAUGAUUCACAGAACCAGAAUUUAAUGUGGAGGAUGGCAUAUAAUGGAUCCUGCGGUAGUAUUUGCACAUGGAAGUCCAAAAACCUGAAAGGAACAUUUCAGUUCAGAGUGGUAGCUGCAAAUAAUCUGGGAUUUGGUGACUAUAGUGGAAUCAGUGAGAAUAUUAUAUUAGUUGGAGAUGGUUUUUGGAUGUCAGAAAGAAGCUUUAUACUUAUUAUUAUAAUUGGAAUAUUUCUGGUUGUUAUAAUCUCAUUGAUUUUUGUCUGGCAUAGAAAAUUAAAGAAGCAAAAAACUCCCACGGAAGGGCUGACGGGUCUCAUACACGAAGACAAAGAGUUGGCUGAACUUCGAGGGCUGGCCGCUGGAGUAGGACUGGCUAAUGCCUGCUAUGCAAUACAUACUCUUCCAACCCAAGAGGAGAUUGAAAGUCUUCCUGCCUUCCCUCGGGAAAAACUGACUCUGCGUCUCCUGUUGGGAAGCGGGGCCUUUGGAGAAGUGUAUGAAGGGACAGCAGUAGACAUCUUAGGGGCUGGAAGUGGAGAAACCAAAGUAGCAGUGAAGACUUUGAAGAAGGGCUCCACAGACCAGGAGAAGAUUGAAUUCCUGAAAGAGGCACAUCUGAUGAGCAAAUUUAACCAUCCCAACAUUCUGAAGCAGCUUGGAGUUUGUCUGCUGAAUGAACCCCAGUACAUUAUCCUGGAACUGAUGGAAGGAGGAGACCUUCUUACCUAUUUGCGUAAAGCCCGGAUGACAAAGUUUCAUGGUCCUUUACUCACCUUGGUUGACCUUGUAGAUCUGUGUGUGGAUAUUUCAAAAGGUUGUGUCUACUUGGAACAGAUGCACUUCAUUCACAGGGAUCUGGCAGCUCGGAAUUGCCUUGUCUCUGUGAAAGACUAUACCAGUCCAUCACGGGUAGUGAAGAUUGGGGACUUUGGACUUGCAAGGGACAUCUAUAAAAAUGAUUAUUAUAGAAAGAGAGGGGAAGGCCUACUCCCCGUUCGGUGGAUGGCUCCAGAAAGUUUGAUGGAUGGAAUCUUCACUACUCAGUCUGACGUAUGGUCUUUUGGAAUUCUGAUUUGGGAGAUUUUAACUCUUGGUCAUCAGCCUUAUCCAGCUCAUUCCAACCUUGAUGUUUUAAACUAUGUGCAAACAGGAGGGAGACUGCAGCCACCGAGAAAUUGUCCUGAUGAUUUGUGGAAUCUGUUGACCCAAUGCUGGGCUCAAGAACCUGACCAAAGACCUACUUUCCACAAAAUACAAGAUCAGCUUCAGUUAUUCAAAAAUGUUUCCUUAAAUAGUAUUUCUCAACGCAGAGAAGAAACAGACCCCAGUGGAGUCAUAAAUGAGGGCUUUGAAUAUGAAGAUGGCAGUGUGAUCUGUUUGAAUUCAGGUGACGUUACGUCAGUUGCUUUAAUGGAAACCAAGAACCAAGAAGGGUUAAACUAUAUGGUACUUGCUACAGAGUGUAGCCAAGGUGAAGGAAAUUCUGAGGGUCCUCUAGGCUCCAAGGAAUCUGAAUCUUGUGGUCUGAGGAAAGAAGAGAUGGAACCACAUGCAGACAAAGAUAUCUGCCAAGAAAAACAAGUGGCUUACUGCCCUCCUGGCAAGCCCGAAGGCCUGAACUAUGCCUGUCUCACUCACAGUGGAUAUAGAGAUGGGUCUGAUUAAUAGCUCUGUUUGGGAAAUGCAGGGCUGAGAUAAACACUCCCAUUAAGUAGUUACUGAAAGAAAACCCUGGUAGAACGAUAGAUGCUGUGGUAGUCCAUGACUCCAAAUUAACACUGAAAAGUUCCUGAAUUCCUGAAUUCUUGGUUCCAAGAGCCGUUUGAUUUCAACUGUGGCAAUCCCCAUAACAACUGCCUAACCUUCAGUAGAAUUCUGACGUGAACCACUAAACAUCGGAAAGCUUAGGAAGACUCAAGACUCUGGAAGGAAACUGCUCCCCUUCUCCCCUGAGGUCCCUUAGUCCAUUGCUCACCCUUCAGUCUGGGCUGCACCAGAAGCAUCUUGGUUAGAUGGGGAGAGACCAAAUAGCUACGUUUAGGGACCUGAAGGAGGGCGAUGAAGAGUGUGCUCAGGGGGCCGACUGAACUACAGAUUAUCCCCAAAGGAUGUAUAUAUAUACAUGAGGAAAUGACUAAAUAACCCUACGUCUACAGAAGGAACCAGCAUCUAGGACAUGAGAAAUCAUUUGGAAAGCUAUCACUAUAAAAUAAUUGUCUUUAUGACUACUCUAAAGUACUUUGUAUUUUGGAGGCUUGGAACAGUAGCUUCUAUUGAGCAUAGGACCAUGAAGACCACUCUAAAUCCUAAGGUUUAGCAUUCCACGGACUUUGGGUUGUAUAAAAAUAGCUCUGUGAUUGUGUGCUGCUAUGGAAAUUCGCUAAUAUGGAGAAUCGUUUUUAUUUGCCACGUGUGUCUUACACAUAAAAUACUUACGAUUACAUUUAGUAUCGAGUAUCCUUAAAUAUAAAUGACUAUAUGAUGUUAAUUUAAGCUCUAUGAUUUUUAAAAAUACAUGAAAUAAUACAUAUUGAAAUGA